Molecule: messenger RNA, 1000 nt
Organism: Caenorhabditis auriculariae
Lineage: Eukaryota; Metazoa; Nematoda; Chromadorea; Rhabditida; Rhabditidae
Source: the annotation of a GenBank genome assembly
AUGACGGCUCUUCAGCUUCUCUUCGACCUAACUUUUCUUAUCACAACUGUUGAAUCGUUCGAGGUUGCACAAAAUAAAAUAAAAAUCCAAAAGUAGAAAAAAAUUCCAGCUCAUCAUCUACACUCAAUCUGGCCACUGGUAUAUCCAUUUUUGGGUCAUUUUUCUGGCGAUUUCGGGCGGUUUGACAUUGAUUUCAGGUGAGAUUAAAGAACUUAGAAAGAAAAAAGGCUUUUCCAAAGGUAUCUUCAUAAUCAGCGCAGUCGUGGCAAGGCGUCUAAUGAUCAAAAACUUGGGAGACGAUAUUCAAUACAGCUUGCUCGAUGUGAGCUUGAAAAAAUAUUUUGGCCUUGAAAAUGAAUAUUUUUAGUUUGAAAACGUUGGCGCCGAUUGGGUCGACCUCCAAAAACCGGUCGAUAAACAUAAGGUAAAUUGCUCAGGAGUUUAGAGUGGUCCCUAUAGGGGUCAGGGACAUAGACAGUCCAUACAGAGGCCGAAAAAUGGUCCCUAUAGGGGUUUAGAAUCUGACUCCUUACCCUCUAAAGCUUAAGUGGUCCCUAUAGGGAUAAAAUUAAGGACGUCCCUAUAGGGGUUAAGGCUGAGAACAACGUCUACAGGAGCCGAAAAAGUGGCCCCUAUAGGGAUAAAAUUUAGGUGGUCACUAAAAGGGUUUAGAGUCUGACCCGUAGCCCCUAAAGCUUAAGUGGUCCCUAUAGGGUCUCUUAGUUUCAGGGCUACAAACUAAAACUCCUAGGGACAUUUUUGCAAGCUUCAGGGGCCCCCUAUAGGGGGUUGGUAAAAGUUGCCCCUAUAGGGACCACUCUGGAAAUCCUCAGUAAUUCAUCUUUCUUUUCAAAUAAAGAAUUUACAGGAGACAUCAAAAGAGAAGUCGAGCGAGAAAAAAGGCCUUUUGGCGGCCAAGGAAAAAUUCCUGAAAGAAAAGGCAGAGAAGUCGGCAAGUUCUCGAAAGUCCGGAAAAUCCAGCAAAUCAGCAAAUGAAUGA